Molecule: messenger RNA, 1218 nt
Organism: Betta splendens (Siamese fighting fish)
Lineage: Eukaryota; Metazoa; Chordata; Actinopteri; Anabantiformes; Osphronemidae
Gene: tescb
Product: tescalcin b
Exons: 8
Coding region: 84-851 (255 amino acids)
Molecular function (GO): calcium ion binding
Source: RefSeq, a predicted model, not a curated record
UCGCGGAAGUGGACGCGCGUCGCACGACGAGCGCGCGAGCGCCGCCGACCGUGCGUCUGCUCGGGUCACGCGCACAGGUGGAGAUGGUUGCCACCGAAACGCGUUCCCCCGGAAUCCGCUUCGUUUCCUGCGGGUUCGAUACGACUCCCGUCGCUUUCGGGCUGCGGCUCGAGCGGCCUCGUCGGGUCUGCGUCGGAGUCAUGGGUCUGCUGCAGUCGUCGCCCGGUGAACCGCAGUACAUCGAUCUGGCGGAGAAGACGGGCUUUUCCUUCGAGCAGAUCGCUGUCCUGCAUAAAAGGUUCAAGCAGCUGAGCCACAAUGAGGAAACUUUGCGGAGAGAUCGCUUCAACGAAAUCCCCGACCUGGCCUUCAACCCCAUCCGCGCGCAGAUUAUAGAGGCCUUCUUCGACCGGAGGAACUACCGGCAGAACGGCCAGGGCGCAGUGGACGAGAUCCGCUUCGAGGAGUUCGUGGUGGUCAUGUCCCACUUCAGGCCACCGUCGCCGCACAUGACGGAGGAGCAGCGCGAGGGCGUCCGCAGGGAGAAGCUGCAAUUUCUGUUCAACAUGCACGACACAGACAGCGAUGGAACCAUCACCCUGGAGGAGUACAGACACGUGGUGGAGGAGCUGUUGUCCCGCAGCGGGGCGCUGGGCACGGAGGCGGCCAAAAGCAUCGCAGACGCAGCCAUGCUGGAGGUGAAGAGCAUCUCAGUGGGCGACACGAAACCCGAUGACUUCUAUGAGGGCAUUAAAUUUGAGGAUUUUCUCAAGUUGCUGAAUGGCUUCGAGAUCGAGUCGAGAAUGAGCAUCCGCUUUCUGAAUAUGGACGCGACGACGCUGUGUAAGUGAGGUCUGUUCAGUCGAUGCAGGAAACUCUGAGGACUCGUAGUUUGACUCAACCAGCCACUGUGUAAAAGCUCUGCUUCAACCAAGGCCUCAGUCGUAUGUUUAUACUGCAGCAGAUUUAUUAGGAGCUCUUUAUUUUAUUGUAAGCAGUUAGGAGAGAUACGCACGGUAGUAAAAUCACAAAGCAAUAAUCAAAUAUCCUUGUCUGGAGUAACAGACAGUUUGAGUCUAUGCAUGCAAAUCUUUACAGGUGUUUAUGUGCAUAACAUAAGAAAUUUACUCAAUCAGGGAAGCAUUUAAAUGUUCAAGGUAUAUCACAGCUUUUAUUGAUCCAAAUAUGACGCACAAUAAAAGCUGCAAUGAAACUGGA